AUGUUAACUCGAUCAGCAAAGCCUAAUUAUGUUCAAAAUGGAAAAGUACAUUUUAAACGUUUGGGUCAUUUGAAUGAAGAGCUUGAAUUUCGACGCAAUUCAGUUCCACCUCAGUUACCGACUCUUUUAUCCAAAAAAGAAUUGCUUUCAAGACUGUCUAAACGAAAUGAUCAUCAGGAACAAAUCCCUGAUAAUGCCGCCGAAAUAGUUGAUAACCCAGAACAGGAAUAUAACGAUUACAAAGAUGCGGUAAGCCAGUUUUUUUCGAAUUCCAAUCUUCGGAAUUCUAGCGUUUGGCCGAUUAGCUUAGUCAUCAAAAAAAUUCAUACAUUUUUCGAUCUUGUUGCUGCACCAUUAAAUCUAAAUCAGUUCUGA
This is a messenger RNA of Cercopithifilaria johnstoni, 375 nucleotides long. The record is from the annotation of a GenBank genome assembly. NCBI's taxonomy places the organism in Eukaryota, Metazoa, Nematoda, Chromadorea, Rhabditida, Onchocercidae.